AUGUCCAACCCCGAAUCGAGCCCCCAAGCCGCCGCGUCGUCCACCUCGCCUCCCUCCCACGCCGGCCACAUCCACACCCCGCUCUGCCGCUCCUGCGGCGCGCCCGCCGCGGCGCCCGCCCCAGCCCCCUGGACGGGGGAUUCCCCGCCGCCCGCCUACCGCCCCAUCCGCAUGCCGGCCAUCAACGCGCCCACCAACACCGCUGCCAUCGUCCUCUCCCCGGUCCCGCAGCCCCUGCCGGUGCCGCCCGCCUUGCCGCCCUUCGCCUUCCAGGCCCCCGCCAAGCGAAUCGCGUCCCCCGACGACAUCGCGCGCUUCAAGGACUCCACCCACGGCCGCCACUUCCUCGGCUUCGUCGCCUCGCUCUCCGCCUCCGUGCACGGCCGCAAGCUCUCCGACCCGCUCCCCUCCCCUCCCUCCCCCGCCGUCUCGGCCCUCCUCGACCUCAUCUCCGCGCUGUCCGCCUUCGUCGCCUCCACCCCGCCGUUCCCGCACAGCUCCCGCUACGGCAACCCCGCCUUCCGCCUCUGGCACGAGAAGCUCGGCAGCUCCGUCAACGAGCUGAUCGCUCCGAUCACAGCCGCCGCCGCGUCCCCCUCGGACCUCGUCGGCGCCGAGGUCGAGCUCGCGCCGUACCUCCUCGACUCCUUCGGCAACGGCACCCGCAUCGACUACGGCACGGGGCACGAGACCAACUUCGCCGCCUUCCUGUACUGCCUGGCGCGACUCGGGCUCAUCACCGACCCCGAUUACCCCGCCGUCGUGCUACGCGUGUUUGCUUCCUACCUCGACCUCAUGCGCACGCUGCAGGACACGUACCUGCUGGAGCCUGCGGGCUCGCAUGGCGUCUGGGGACUAGAUGAUUACCAUUUCCUGCCCUUUGUGUUUGGGGCUGCACAACUGAUUGAUCAUAAGUACAUGAAACCCAAGUCGAUCCACAACCCGGAUAUCUUGGAGAACUUCUCAAAGGAGUACAUGUACCUGGCGUGCGUCAUGUAUGUGAAGAAAGUGAAGAAGGGGCCCUUUGCAGAGCAUUCGCCGAUGUUGGAUGAUAUCAGCGCCGUGCCGAACUGGAAGAAGGUGAACAGUGGGUUGCUCAAGAUGUACAAGGCUGAAGUGCUUGAGAAGGUGCCCAUCAUGCAGACACCAUGCUCUGCGAGUAACGAAGUACCUACCCUCCUCUGCGAUGCAACAAAGACUGAUGCACAGCGAUGCUGCUCCAUGUCAGUACAAGACGGACCUACGGAUGUUUCACUUUCCAUCUAG
Triticum turgidum subsp. durum (durum wheat) is the source of this 1266-nucleotide messenger RNA. The record is from the annotation of a GenBank genome assembly. Lineage: Eukaryota; Viridiplantae; Streptophyta; Magnoliopsida; Poales; Poaceae.